GUCGCGGCAGCAGUAACAGAGGCGUCGCCAGCCAUGAAGGCCGCGCUCGCAUCGAGUGUCCUCCUGCUGCUGCUGGUACUGCAGGCGCCUGCGGAGGAGCCCGACAACUGGGAGCGCCGCGAAGUGUGUACUCCUGGCGAUACGAUGGCGGAAGACUGCAACGAUUGUUUCUGCAUCGACAGGGGACAAUGGAUGUGCACUCUCAGGAAAUGCGGCAAGCAGAAAAGACAGGCGAGAUGCCCGCCUGGGACUACGUUCCUGAGGAAGUGCAGCAGGUGCGUCUGUGACGAUGACGGAGAAACGGCCAAGUGCACCAGGACAUGCCCUGGCAAGUAGAAUGGAUAUCCUUCCAAUUUCUUCAAACCCUUUUUCCAUGUGUUCACUGUAUUUUUUAAGAUAACUUAGUCCUUGAUAUAAGACUUGAUCCUUGUCUUUAUCAGUGUAAUUGAUAUAGCAAUAAAAAAUACUUGGUUCACAUUUUUUAUAUUUCAUAGUAUACAACUUGUGCACAUUUAUUCUUAUAAUAAUAAAUAAAAAGUAUAAAAUCAGUUAUUUAAGUUUAAUUUUGUUAAAUUUAUCUUUUUGUUGCUAAGUUUAUACUUAUUUUUUAAUAUAUCCUUGUAAUAUCCUCUGUUAAAAUCAUACUCUGAUAGUACAGGAUAAUUUUGAAUAAACUUAAAAGUUUUUUUUUCAUUUUUGGAUUUGGUGACAAUUAGGCACUUUUAAUAUCAAAAUCUCAAAAUCUGCAUAAAUAACAAAUGAAACAUUCUGUGUAUGUUGAUAAUUUUUAAAAGUUAUUGAGUUACAGAUGAAGUGGAGAAUCAACACAUCACAAAUACAUUUUACUUUUUUUCAAUUUGCCUCAAAACAAGCAUGGAAAUAAUUUUUGAACUAAUCAUGUGAAU
Molecule: messenger RNA, 905 nt
Organism: Schistocerca cancellata (South American locust)
Lineage: Eukaryota; Metazoa; Arthropoda; Insecta; Orthoptera; Acrididae
Product: serine protease inhibitor I/II-like
Exons: 4
Coding region: 34-336 (100 amino acids)
Molecular function (GO): peptidase inhibitor activity
Source: RefSeq, a predicted model, not a curated record